UGUGCUUUUGUUCAACGCGAUGACCAUCCCAUCGGCGUUUAUGACGCGCACUGUCAUCACCGCCGGCUGCUUCGACCCCGCAAUACAAGUGCGAUUAGAUUCAAAUGCCACUGCACUCGUCUCGACCGCCCCCUCGGACCGUACGUAUGGCUAAGCUAUGCGUCACCCUCGCAGGGUGUCGCUUCCCCUUGCACACAAAGAGCGGCUCUUUUGGUCUCUCGGUCGAGGGGUGGGCGCUCAGCGGUCCCCCUUUGCGCACCCAUGUCGACGGCGAUAUACCUGAUCGAAAUGUUUGCGUAAAGGCGCAGCGCAUAGAGGCCAAAGAGAGGCGAGCACUUCCAAAUGGGGUUUCUGGAUUUCACCGAGGGACUCGUGGCUUUGCACAGCAGUGCUGUUACUCUUUGCGCUUGCCGAGAUUUAAUUUAUGCAAACUCAUGCCAGCGCACUAGGAGCUCCACAUGCACAUUAUUCAAAAUGCCGCUCGCCCCGUACCCAACUCGAUGACGAGCCAGCAGCAAGGGAGAAAUGAAGUAUAAUGGGCUUUGUAGGCUCGCAUAUUUGUCCCGUUGUGGUCUGCCGGGGGCUAUUGGCCCAGCAAACACGCGCACAUUGGCCAUACGACCAGAACCGCCAAUGUCAUCCUCAAGAGAAGAGAGUUCUAUUUGCAGCAAACGAAGAACAUGGAA
Tilletiaria anomala UBC 951 is the source of this 686-nucleotide messenger RNA. RefSeq lists its product as uncharacterized. The transcript is spliced from 2 exons. NCBI's taxonomy places the organism in Eukaryota, Fungi, Basidiomycota, Exobasidiomycetes, Georgefischeriales, Tilletiariaceae. The coding region runs from base 105 to 449 and encodes 114 amino acids. The record is from RefSeq and is a predicted model, not a curated record.